GCGGGGGUUUCCGUGUCGCGGAUCAUGUUUGUCUCGUUUCUUGAAGCUUUUUGUUCCUCGUGUGCUCUUGGGAUUGUUCAACUGUCCUGUCCAGAUACACCACUUCGACUUUUGCAAACGGCUCUCUCUAUCCAAAGCACCACCCUUCCAGCCAGUCCGGUACAGCAGCGUUCUUCACAAACUCGGUGGACGUUUCCCGUGGACUCUAUAUAUCUAUAUUCCAAUUCUCGCGACGACGACGUGGUAGAAUAACUUUGGCCGAACAUAAAUCAUCGCCGGCCUGCGCAGCGUCAACGUUUGGCGCAAACGAAUUCAAUCCAGUCGCCCAGCAACUCCAGGCCUAGGCCGAGGCACACGCUGUUUUCUUGACAGCACCAGUGACGACCUCCGCCUUGACUUUCCGUGCGAGCGAACAACAACCUUGGAAGCACAACAUAUAAAACGACAACAUACAAUCACGAUGGCCUCCUCCGUCCUUGCCAGCCUCGCAACCUCGAGGGCAACAACCAAAUUGAACGCAUCCACCAUGCACAACACAACAACUACAACAAGGACGAGAAGAGCACGUCUCCCCACCACAAUGAUCACCAUAUACACCACCAUACUCUGCAUCAUGAUGCUGGUCGCUGCCGCCAGCGCAUCCCCCAGCAGCGCGGCAGGCAACGAAGAGCUGGUGGGCUCCAUGGAGAUAUUCCCCCGCCAAGGCGCGAAGCCGGGACAGGUCCUCUUGGCGAAUCUGCAGCCAUUCUCCGGAAAGUUGGGCGGGUUCUCAGCGCCACAGAUCUCACAGUCCAAAGAUUCAUCACGGCCCUUUGAAGUCGACGGCAACACUUUUACCGACUUCGCCUCGGCAGCCGACCGCGCCUGCGACAACCAAAAGAACGAGUGCGCCGACGCCGCCAACGCGGGCCGCAACAACGCCUUCUCCGUGGGCGAGUGUGACAAGCAGAAUGAGCAGUGCAAAAAGGCCGCGACAGCAGCAAAGGAUACAAAUUUCGCAACCUUUUCGUUCGCCGACGACGAGAACGAGUAUUUUUGCGAGGAAUAAAACCUUAUAUAUUUUUUUUUCGUCUUGGUUAACGGGGCCGGGUUCUCGUCGGGACUCCUUGUCCUGAUAGCCUGUUCAUGUACAGUCCGGGUCGCGGGAAGGAGAAGCCCACACCAAUUCUGACUGCCAAGUAGUUGACGACACCGCGCAAAAUUGCCAACCAGAUGCUGGAAUGCAAGCAGGUUGCGAACAGAUAAACAUUUUCUAGGCACAUGAUGUCAUUCGCAGCGCCACGGCACU
Messenger RNA from Microdochium trichocladiopsis, 1288 nucleotides. RefSeq lists its product as uncharacterized. The record is from RefSeq and is a predicted model, not a curated record. The transcript has 5 exons. The coding region runs from base 461 to 1048 and encodes 195 amino acids. Lineage: Eukaryota; Fungi; Ascomycota; Sordariomycetes; Xylariales; Microdochiaceae.